This is a messenger RNA of Daldinia vernicosa, 1979 nucleotides long. RefSeq names its product MATE efflux family protein. The coding region runs from base 340 to 1791 and encodes 483 amino acids. Gene Ontology annotation, molecular function: antiporter activity; xenobiotic transmembrane transporter activity. The record is from RefSeq and is a predicted model, not a curated record. Lineage: Eukaryota; Fungi; Ascomycota; Sordariomycetes; Xylariales; Hypoxylaceae. Gene Ontology annotation, cellular component: membrane. Gene Ontology annotation, biological process: xenobiotic detoxification by transmembrane export across the plasma membrane. The transcript has a single exon.
CAACCGUUACGUAGCUAGUUCUGGCAAACGAUAUACCUAGCAUUUGGCUUACAUGAACAUAUUAUUAUUUCUAUAUUCUAUUGGAAUGAGUAAAUUGCACGACAUAUUGGCGUUAGACUCCCGGUAUACCGAGAGAUAGCUAUCAUGUAUGGUUUGGUUAACAACCAAUAGCUGUUCAGUAUUUCAUACUCCACCUUGACAAUUCUUUCUCUUUUUUAAAGCCUUAACCAGAAUAUGUCUGUGUUUUUAGCCCAAGUACAUAGUAAACGGUUUCUUUUCGCUGCAUUUAUAUUACUUUCUUGACUAUCACUCACUUCUACAGUCAGACGCGCACAACUCAUGGAUUCGGACAUACGAGACGAUGAGGCGGCUCACGAUGGCCAAACGGAAUCCACACCGCUAUUAUCUGAUUCUCAGCCGUUGAAAUCUGCUACCAACGAUAGCUGGGGGUCGGAGUUAUGGCUUCUCGCGCAGUACUCUAUUCCACUUAUAGCAACUUACCUUCUCCAAUAUUCAUAUAGCGUUAUCACGACCUUUGUGGCGGGCCAUAUUAAUGCAGACGCCCUCGCUGCCGCGAGCCUUGGUAUGACCACGAUGAACAUUGUUGGGUUCGCUACGAUUGAGGGCAUGGCUACUGCUCUCGAUACGCUGUGCGCCCAAGCGUAUGGCUCUGGUAAUCUUUUAAAUGUUGGGCUGCACGUCCAGCGGAUGUGGUUCCUCAUGAUCUUGGCCGUUAUACCUAUUGGUGCUUUCUGGGUUGUCUCUCCGUGGGUGCUGUCCAUCUUUGUACGGCAGCAUCAUCUAGCUGUCAUGGCUGGGAAGUUUAUGUGGGUUAGCUUGGUUGGCCUGCCCGGAUAUGCGUCGUUUGAAGCCGGCAAGCGAUUCCUCCAAGCUCAGGGGGAUUUUAGAGGCGCCAUGAUUGCCAUUCUUAUAUGCACACCCGUCAAUGCGUUCCUGAGCUGGCUCUUCGCUUUUAAACUUGGGAUGGGCCUCGACGGUGCUGCAUUGGGAGCUGCUCUCACUAAUAAUCUUCGCCCCGUCUUACUUCUUGCUUAUAUACUUUUACCGACUGGGAAGUGGUCACAUCAGUGCUGGGGCGGCUUCUCACGGGAUGCCUUCUCUAAUUGGGGACCUAUGGUGCGGCUUUCCGUUGCAGGUACUGCGGUCAACUUGGGAGAAUGGGCUGCUUCUGAGAUUUUAACUUUUAGCACGUCCUAUCUCAGUACAAAUCAUUUGGCAGCACAGUCUGUUUUGAUGACCAUCUCGGUCGUAUCCUGGCAUAUCCCUUUUUCUAUAUCGGUUGCGAUAAGUACGCGUAUUGGCCAUCUCAUUGGAGCCGGCCUUGUUGCGAGAGCCCGGCGCGCCGCCGUGUUAUACGCCGUAGUAUGUGCGCUCGUAGGCGGUACCGACGGCUUGAUCAUUUUCUCUCUGCGAAAGUACCUUUCAGUAUUCUUCUCAGAGGACCGUAUAGUUGGCGACCUCGUCUCCAAAACCAUGCUUGCCGUUGGCGUGUUCCAGAUUAUAGAUGCCAUCAUCUGCUGUACGAAUGGCAUACUUCGUGGGCUUGGCCGCCAAUCCGUCGCCGCUUGGGUGGUACUUGUCGUAAACUAUAUAGCCACCGUCCCCGUGACGAUAUGGCUAGAGCUGGGAUCUCUAGGUUUGGAGUUGAAUGGUGUCUGGACCGGGCUUGGUGGCGGUAUGGUGUUGAUCGCGAUCAUUGAGGGGCUCUAUAUGAAGACCUUGAGAUGGCAGGAUUGCGUAGCUAGCGUAAAACUAAGAGAGGGUAUGUAGGUGAUGAUUUACAUAUGGUACUAUAUAUCGGCGUCACGGACUUGCGAUAGCUGCAAUACAACUCUGGAUAAAUCCUUUCGGAGAUGGUCGAAUCGGGCAUCCUUAAAUACAGAGGCGGCAAAAUAUGGAAUCUAUGGUGAUAUACAUGUUAUUUGCCUUUGAAGGGAAAAUCAUGCAGAACGCAAUUG